CAUUAACGUCACGUUACUUUACAUCAGCUCGCCAGCAGAUCCAGUAUGAAGCCAGUACGAGGCUCCAGCCGGCCGCCAUCCAAAGCUCCUGGUGUUAAAGUCAAGAGGAAGACGACGGAAGAGACGAGGAAACAACAGACAGCACAACAGCAGGACAGAAGAGCAGCACAGAAGAGGAAAGCUGAAGAUUCAUCUUCAAAUGCAAAGAAAGUCAAGGGACAAAAUAACUGGAAGCAGCUGCCACAGUCCACCAUCGUUUCUCUGGAGAACAUAAUGGACCUGUCACUGCUAGCUGUUCUUGCUUUGAAAAGGAAAGACAAGAAAGAGAGCCAGGAACAUCUGAACCUGAUAAAAACCAGGUUCCUUGCUCAGUGUGCACAGCUCACAGCUCCAGUGCACAAACACAAAGAUUUGAAGAGUUCACAUCACCAUCACCAGGAGGAGACCAAGAGGGCUGUGGCUGGAAAGUCCAGUUUGAGCAGAGUGGAGGAAGACUUCCGAGCAGUGGUCCAGGCUCUGGAAAAUGCUGAGGAGCAGACCGUCUCUUUACAGCAGACAUGCAGAGCACUGAGAGACAAGGUGGAGGAAGAGGAGGAGAAGGCUAAAGAGAUUCUACAGAUAAGUAGACAGGCAGUUCUUAACCUUCCUCCUCAUCUGCCACAAAAAGACAAAACAUCAUCAGAGACAAUGAAAAAGAUUAUAGCAGAUAGUGAAUCUGAAGCCACUGCACGAAGACUGGGAGAAAUUCUGCAGAAGUCUAAGGCCGUUCAGAACGCACAGGUGCUGCUUCUACACGCACACAAACACGCUGAUCGACUGCUCAGGUCCGGCUGCAGCACCGGCAGUGGUUCACCUGGUUCAGAAGGAACUUAG
This is a messenger RNA of Limanda limanda (common dab), 873 nucleotides long. RefSeq names its product centromere protein Q (gene cenpq). The record is from RefSeq and is a predicted model, not a curated record. The coding region runs from base 46 to 873 and encodes 275 amino acids. Lineage: Eukaryota; Metazoa; Chordata; Actinopteri; Pleuronectiformes; Pleuronectidae. The transcript is spliced from 8 exons.